Messenger RNA from Daldinia loculata, 2453 nucleotides. RefSeq lists its product as uncharacterized. The record is from RefSeq and is a predicted model, not a curated record. The coding region runs from base 523 to 2346 and encodes 607 amino acids. NCBI's taxonomy places the organism in Eukaryota, Fungi, Ascomycota, Sordariomycetes, Xylariales, Hypoxylaceae. The transcript is spliced from 2 exons.
CAUCAAGCCUUCCCGCCAAUAAUGAUUCUUAGUCGCUAGGAAAGACCAAAGUCCUGACGAGGGCCUGACGAGGGCAAAAAAACGGUCAAUAUCCUAGUCAAGGUUUCCUACCUGUCAAGGUUACGGCUGGGAUCCUGAAAUUCCCAGCAUUCGGGAACCGCACUGUUAGGCAUUUAUUCAAGAGCUUCAUCCCGUGUGAUACUGCUACCCAUUCUAUCCAUUUGACGUAGUGCCUGUUCUCUCUCUUCUUCUGGUUCUCCGGGCAAAUGCGCACUGAAUCAACACUGGGUUCAAUUUUAUCACUUGGUAUCUACGCAAUUCGUAUUAUUCACUACAUUACAUUCAACUCCUUUCUCUAAACCUAAUCUUCUUUUCCUGCUGCUUCCAUCAAAGAUUGUGUUUUUGAGGAGCAAUUAUGCCUUCGUGCAUCUAAGUCUAAAUCUCUCUCUCCCGACUCAUAUUAAACUUUAGAUGAUGGUUUCUGGCGUCCGAACCAAUUAAUCCGGCCCUACUACAUUAACAAUGCGGCGGCAUUGCGCAAAUAGCAAACUCGCAGGCGAAGGGAACUAUCCAGACAUUCAAGCGGCCCGCCCCAAUACUAUUGUUGACUUACGUAGUACGGUGGAUUAUCACAACAGCCUUCUCGAUCAGGCCCGACAGCAACACGAACUGGCGCAACCUCCGAAGGCGCAUUCUCACCGAGGUCACUCAGGCCCAAAUCAUCAUUCGCUUAGUUCGCUCCGACAAUGGCUAGGCACGACGGUCAACAGCAAUAGUACGGUUAGGAAGAAGACUAAUAGAAAUGAGAGGGAUCAGCUUAAUUACGAUAUGACGCUACCGCCGCAUCCACAUCUUACGCGAAAGGAAAUUGAGGAAUUUGAGGCUCUUCCCAUAGCCAUCAGGAGAAAAUAUUUCUCCACCUUGGAGCGUUUACGUCUUGCUCAGACUGUUGGUGUCUUAGACCCCUCAAGCCCACCCGACAAGGAACUCCGCCGACAUCAUCAGCGUCGUGGAGCAUCGCUCAGCGCUAUCGUUCCCGGUAGACCACUAGAGCGACCGACUACCUCUCCAACUUGUCAGGACAACGUAUUCUCUGCCGAUUGCGCGUUCCUGGCCAAGCUUCCCGCUAAGAUUAGGGAGAAGCACCUGACUAGGGAGGAGCAAGUCCUUGUCGCUAGACAGUUAAGGCAGAGUGUCAUCUUGGAUGCUGCUGACGAGGCAUUCUUCAAGGCCGGCCGUCUUGCGAACAGACGCCCUUCACCACCUCCAGUCUAUCCACCAACUUUGUCUUCAUCAGAGCGACCUAGUAUGGAGUCUCUGCUAAGCGACAAUGCUUCCGCUGGAAAGCGCGACUCGCUUUACGACAGCUUCCGAUGGCUGGACGAAGAGGAGGAUCUCAACCUACGACUUGCUCUCGACGACUAUCAUGUGAAUUUGAGGGAGUCGGUGCCUAUGGCUCCUAAGGAUCCAAGGUCCCCUUCGUUCCGUCGACAUAUGUCCUUCUCCAAGGUCCCAUUUGGUCGCACAUCUAUCUCAAGUAGACCAGGGACAAAGGAUGCGCAACAACCACCGCCUUCUGCUAACUCGACAUCUGCUACCUCGGUAGGCUUUCCGCAACCUGGACGACGGAAAUCUAGGGCGCUGUCGCUUAUCACUCCGAAACAUGCUGCCUACGAAUCGAUAUCCUCGAUUGACCCCGGCGCUACUCAUUAUCAGGAUCCCGAGGCGCGCUUGAAACUGCGAGUAUACCUAGCUUCGCCGCAGAAGUUUGAUGAAGCAAUCGAGUUUGGUUUCCCUUCGAGUGAUUCUUCGGCAAUUCCGUAUAGGGAUUUGCCAAGCGCAAAGGGCCAAUCGGAUGGGAUAUUUUCUCCAGACUCGGAGAAGUUCAAGACGUUCCUGGAGGAUGAUAAAUCAUCUAUUUACAGUGACGACGCAUCGCUACCAGAUCCCGAGUCGCCUAGAACCCCCGACACGCUAGACAAACACGACAAGUCGCUUCAGCGACCUCGUACCAAUGACUAUCCAUCUAGACUUCCAGAAACCUAUGCGCAAGUACCUGCAGCUUCCCGUGAGAUGACGCUACGCAUGACGCUUACGCGACCCGAUCUACGGGCCUGCGAAGACAAUUUGUACGGGUGGCAACAAGCGCCACGACCGUAUUCCAGCAAACCGUCACAAGUGCUUGCAUUUCGGGACGAUGCACCUACCUCUGCUCCGUACACUAGUCACGGUGCUAAAGAGAGCAUGGACAAGAUUUUUGCGGAUAUCGACCACGAGCUCGGUCUUCCUACUCCUACGGACAGCAAUGUUGUGAAGCGCUUCUGGAAUCGAGUACGACGAGUUUAAGCUAUACAGAUAUAUGCCAGCGAUAUCGAGAAUGAUCAAUCGCAAUGGCCAACACACUCCCCAUGGUUACGCGACUUGCCAACGUAGACCUUCUCUCACUAUGCCGU